Anneissia japonica is the source of this 1789-nucleotide messenger RNA. Its product is annotated as atrial natriuretic peptide receptor 3-like. The transcript has 7 exons. The record is from RefSeq and is a predicted model, not a curated record. Gene Ontology annotation, cellular component: membrane. Lineage: Eukaryota; Metazoa; Echinodermata; Crinoidea; Comatulida; Comatulidae. Bases 344 to 1789 code for a protein of 481 amino acids. Gene Ontology annotation, molecular function: peptide hormone binding; signaling receptor activity.
AGUAGCACAACUGCGGUGUCUCUAAUUGCGUAUUGAUUCGUUCUGAAGAUGCGACCUAUCAAAAUUAAUCAUUUUGGUAGUAACCUCAGCUCAUAAUACCUGAAUUGAUCUUAUCUUUCAAAUGGUUGUAUGAAACUGUAUACAGAGUAAUUAAUUAUAAGGACAGUUUACAGUCAAAGUGUCGUCUUGAUGACACCUUCCACAUCAGAUAAAUGAAAGUCAUCCUUUCAAGUUAAUUAUUUCUACCGGAUUGAAGAUUUUUGAAGCUAAAGACAAUGACGUCAAGAUAAAAACGAAAUUUUGUUUUCAAUUCCUAAGGUUUUAUUUAAAGGAACGCAAAAAUAUGAUUCGAUUUAUUUUCGUUAUUUCGUUAAUCGAUCUGGUUUUAGGGGGUGCUGGACUGUAUGGAGAAACCUUUGAUGUCGUACUUGGAGUCUUGUUGCCGUAUACUGGUAGCUGGCCAAUCGGUCCAAAAAUAGCUAGCGCAGCUGCCAUAGCCGUAGACGACAUUCAAAAAGACAAAUCACUUUUACAAAAUCGAUCCAUUGGCUUUAUUUGGAAUGAUACACACUGUGACGCGGGUGAUGGACUAUACGAAGUGGUUGAUUUCUGGUCACACGAGUCAGUUCUUCAUCUUCAUGGUUUUAUCGGUGGAGGCUGUGACAGUGUUUGCGAACCCACGGGUCUACUGUCAGCGGCUUGGAAUCUUCCUAUGAUUUCAUGGGGCUGUACGUCGACAUCUUUGUCUAAUAAACUUGAGUAUCCUACAUUUGUUCGUACUGUUGGUCCUUACUACAAGGCCGCACCAAUGAUCGUAGAGAUUUUCCAUCGUUUUGAUUGGUCGAGAGCUGCCAUACUCUGCUCCAGUGAACAUGUUUGGCAAUUAACUUCAUCAGAGGUGCGAAAUCAUUUGGAAGAUGCUGGCGUGUUUAUUUCACAGUACGUUAGUUUUGAUCCUGGGACAGAAUCUUCUGUGAUUGGAGAAGAUGAUCCUCAUUUUAUCUCAUUGAAAAAAACAAUAGAUGAAGCUAGAAUUAUCUUAAUAUUUGCAUACGGAGGGGAUGUUCGUGAUAUAAUGCUAUACGCAUUUGAUCUUGGCAUGAUCGACGGUGACUACAUCUUUUUCACCGUCGAUUUAUUCGACUACGCAUACGUAGGAAACAACACUUGGAUGGGAGAUGACGGCAGGGAUGAUGACGCCCUCUUGGCGUUUGGCAGUAUCUUCAAUAUACACAUACUGGAGCCAAGUACACAGGAGUAUAAGAAUUUUACGACUGAGGUCCGAAGAAGGAUGGGUACUGCUCCGUUUUAUGACCCUCUGGACGCGAAAUUUAAGGUUGAUGUGCAUGCCGCCAUGUUGUAUGAUGCAAUGUACUUGUACGCAGUGGCCCUUCACGAAGUACUUGAGGCUGGAGAAGACGAAUAUAGUGGGAAGAUGAUAGUUAGCAAGCUGCUAAAUAGAACAUUUUACGGGAUUUCUGGAAGAUUUUUUAUAGAUGAACAUGGAGAUCGCAUCUUAGACUUUGCCCUACAGGACAUCGAAGGAAUGGACGCGCAUGAUAUCGCUGAGUAUUAUUCAGAAACAAAGCGUUUUAUUUUCAAAGAAGGAGUUGUUGUUACUUGGCCAGAUGGGUCUACUACGCCGCCUAAGGAUCAUCCGGACUGCGGCUGGGAUAACGAAUUCUGCCAAUCCGCUACCAGCGUAGUGACAAUUAUUGGAGUCUCAGUUACUGUAGUUGUAAUUCUGAUAACGAUUGCAUUUACACUUGUGGGGUAUGUUUGGAGAUGA